GCUGGCGGCAGGGUGUCCGGGAGGCAGUAGCGGCAGCGGCAGCGGCGGCGCUGAGGGGAGUGAGGCGGCCGCGUCGGCAGCCGCUCGAGCGUCAGGCGGAGCCUCGGGCUGCCCGGCGGUCGCAGGCGCCGAGGCGUUUGCCGUUUCCUACCGGGCUCGGCGCUCCCGGCCCUGGCUGGGCAGGGCAGAGCGCCCCUGGGGAGGGCGGAGCAGUAGAUAUGGCAUAAGAUAUUUCUUCAAGAUUGGACAGCUGGUGACCUGCUAUUUCUGAUAGCCUUAAGCUGACUUUAUAGCCAUAGCGAAACCUCACGGAAUUGCAUUGUUGUUUUCUGCUUUACACCGUUUCUGACACCUAAGUUCACCCUGCAACCAUGUAUGGAAGUGCUCGAUCAGUAGGGAAAGCGGAACCAAGCAGCCAGAGUCCCGGGAGAUCACCUCGCCUUCCACGGUCCCCUCGCUUAGGUCAUCGGCGAACAAAUAGCACAGGAGGGAGUUCUGGAAACAGUGUUGGAGGUGGCGGCGGGAAAACCCUUUCGAUGGAGAAUAUACAGUCCUUAAAUGCUGCCUAUGCCACAUCUGGCCCUAUGUACCUCAGCGACCACGAGAAUGUGGGUUCAGAAACACCUAAGAGCACCAUGACGCUUGGCCGCUCUGGGGGACGCCUGCCUUACGGGGUUAGGAUGACUGCUAUGGGCAGUAGUCCCAAUAUAGCAAGCAGUGGGGUUGCUAGUGAUACCAUAGCAUUUGGAGAACAUCACCUCCCUCCUGUUAGCAUGGCCUCCACCGUACCCCACUCUCUCCGUCAGGCAAGAGAUAACACCAUCAUGGAUCUGCAAACACAGCUGAAAGAAGUGUUAAGAGAAAACGAUCUUUUGAGGAAGGAUGUGGAAGUCAAGGAGAGCAAAUUAAGUUCGUCAAUGAAUAGCAUCAAGACCUUCUGGAGCCCAGAGCUGAAGAAAGAGCGGGCCUUGAGAAAAGAUGAAGCUUCCAAAAUCACCAUUUGGAAGGAGCAGUACCGGGUUGUGCAGGAAGAAAACCAGCACAUGCAGAUGACGAUCCAGGCUCUCCAGGAUGAGCUUCGGAUUCAGAGGGACUUGAAUCAGCUGUUUCAGCAAGAUAGCGGCAGCAGGACUGGGGAGCCUUGUGUGGCCGAGCUCACGGAGGAGAACUUCCAGAGGCUGCACGCUGAGCACGAGCGGCAAGCCAAAGAGCUGUUCCUCCUGCGGAAGACCCUGGAGGAGAUGGAGCUGCGCAUCGAGACUCAGAAGCAAACCCUGAAUGCUCGGGAUGAGUCCAUCAAGAAGCUUCUGGAGAUGCUCCAGAGCAAAGGACUUUCUGCCAAAGCGACAGAGGAAGACCACGAGAGAACGAGACGGCUGGCAGAGGCAGAGAUGCAUGUCCACCACCUCGAGAGUCUUUUGGAGCAGAAGGAAAAAGAGAAUAAUAUGUUGAGAGAGGAGAUGCACCGGAGAUUUGAGAAUGCCCCUGAUUCUGCCAAGACAAAAGCCUUGCAAACCGUUAUUGAGAUGAAGGAUUCAAAAAUUUCUUCCAUGGAGCGUGGGCUCCGAGACCUGGAAGAAGAGAUCCAGAUGCUGAAGUCAAAUGGGGCUUUGAGUACUGAAGAGCGGGAGGAAGAAAUGAAACAAAUGGAGGUGUACAGGAGCCACUCUAAAUUUAUGAAAAAUAAGGUAGAGCAACUGAAGGAGGAGCUAAGUUCCAAAGAGGCUCAAGGGGAGGAGCUGAAAAAGAGAGCGGCUGGUCUGCAGUCUGAGGUCUUUGCAAUUGGCCAGGUGAAGCAGGAGCUGUCCAGAAAGGACACAGAACUACUAGCCUUACAGACAAAGCUGGAAACCCUCACGAACCAAUUCUCGGACAGCAAGCAGCACAUUGAGGUGCUGAAGGAGUCGCUCACCGCGAAGGAGCAGAGGGCCGCCAUCCUGCAGACGGAGGUGGAUGCCCUUCGAUUGCGUUUGGAAGAAAAGGAGACUAUGCUGAAUAAAAAAACCAAACAAAUUCAAGACAUGGCUGAGGAGAAGGGCACACAAGCAGGAGAAAUACAUGACCUCAAGGACAUGCUGGACGUGAAGGAGCGGAAGGUCAAUGUUCUUCAGAAGAAGAUUGAAAACCUUCAGGAACAACUGAGAGAUAAAGAAAAGCAGAUGAGCAGCUUGAAAGAGCGAGUCAAGUCUCUACAGGCAGAUACCACCAACACAGACACAGCUCUAACGACUCUGGAGGAGGCUCUUGCAGAUAAAGAACGGACAAUUGAACGCUUAAAGGAGCAGCGGGACAGAGAUGAGCGAGAGAAGCAAGAGGAGAUAGAUAACUACAAAAAAGAUCUUAAAGACUUGAAAGAAAAAGUCAGCCUGUUGCAAGGAGACCUCUCAGAGAAGGAGGCUUCUCUGUUGGAUCUGAAGGAGCAUGCUUCAUCCCUGGCCUCCUCAGGGCUGAAAAAGGACUCACGGCUCAAGACCCUAGAAAUUGCUCUUGAGCAGAAGAAGGAAGAGUGCCUGAAGAUGGAAUCUCAGUUGAAAAAGGCACAUGAAGCAACAUUGGAAGCCAGAGCCAGUCCAGAGAUGAAUGACCGAAUACAGCAAUUGGAGAGAGAGAUUUCCAGGUACAAAGAUGAAUCCAGCAAGGCCCAAACAGAAGUUGACCGCCUCUUAGAAAUCUUGAAAGAGGUGGAAAAUGAGAAGAAUGACAAAGAUAAGAAGAUAGCUGAGUUGGAAAGGCAAGUGAAAGACCAGAACAAGAAGGUAGCGAACCUGAAGCACAAGGAGCAGGUGGAGAAGAAGAAGAGCGCGCAGAUGCUGGAGGAGGCCCGGAGGAGGGAGGACAGCCUCAGCGACAGCUCUCAGCAGCUGCAGGACAGCCUCCGUAAGAAGGAUGACAGGAUUGAAGAGCUGGAAGAAGCAUUGAGAGAAAGUGUACAGAUAACUGCAGAGCGUGAAAUGGUGCUGGCACAAGAGGAGUCGGCCAGGACCAAUGCUGAGAAACAGGUGGAGGAGUUGUUGAUGGCUAUGGAGAAGGUGAAGCAGGAACUGGAGUCCAUGAAAGCUAAGCUCUCCUCUACCCAGCAAUCUCUGGCUGAGAAGGAGUCGCAUCUAACCAACCUCCGGGCAGAGAGAAGGAAGCACUUAGAGGAAGUUCUGGAGAUGAAGCAAGAAGCUCUUCUGGCUGCUAUUAGUGAAAAGGAUGCUAACAUAGCUCUUCUAGAGCUUUCAUCCUCGAAGAAAAAGACCCAAGAAGAAGUGGCUGCGCUGAAACGGGAAAAGGACCGCCUGGUGCAGCAGCUCAAACAACAGACACAAAAUCGAAUGAAACUAAUGGCUGACAACUAUGAGGAUGACCACUUCAAAUCCUCCCGUUCCAAUCAGAUGAACCAUAAACCCUCCCCAGACCAGAUCAUCCAGCCCCUCUUAGAACUUGACCAAAAUAGAAGCAAGUUAAAAUUGUAUAUUGGACACCUGACAGCCCUCUGCCAUGACCGAGACCCCUUAAUCCUCCGUGGACUCACCCCACCAGCUUCUUACAAUGCAGAUGGUGACCAGGCAGCUUGGGAGAAUGAGCUGCAGAAGAUGACCCAGGAGCAGCUUCAGAGCGAGCUGGAGAAGGUCGAGGGGGACAACGCAGAGCUGCAGGAAUUCGCCAACGCCAUUCUCCAGCAGAUAGCCGAUCACUGCCCCGACAUUCUGGAGCAAGUUGUCAAUGCCCUGGAGGAGUCCUCCUGACUGCUCCAAGGAAGGUGACCGCAGAGCCGGAGAAGAGAAGCCGAGGAAGGGGUGUCUGAGCUGCCUCCAUACCAGACCCUGCCAGCUGGACGUGCGCAUCCAGCCCGUUCGUCAUCGUCCUCCGCCUUCCGCUUGGAAUGUCGUCUCUGCACAAAUCUCCCUGGUCUCCAUGAAGAACAACCCUCCGCCUCAGCAGCAGAGAGCAGAACUGGGAGGCUGGCACUCUGCUCUUCCAGGAACAGGACGGAAAGCCGGAAGCCCACUCAGAGCUGUGUGCUUUGAGAGCUUGCUGCUGAAGCAUUAGCCCGAGGACCUUUUCCUCGGAGGGCAGAGAGGGAGGGAGGAGGUGGCCAGGAACGAGGAGGAGGGCGAGCACCACCCUCUCUGCGCUGCCGCCACGUUUGCCAUCCUUGCUUGCCGUCACCAACAGCAGGUACAGGCAGGCCUCAUGCAGCUGGCGCUUAGCCGCUGUGAGCCCACCUGCUGCCUGUCUCGCCUGUACUGCUCUCGGACGGCAGGAGGGUGUACACAGCAGCCACCCUGCUCACGCUUGUUGAAGGCCUUUGACCUGCCUGCGCCUCAUUGUCAGGUUAAAUGUCUGACUGGAGAGAAGAGGGUUUAACGUGCAGAGCCAUGUUGCCACUGCUUGCAAGUUUGCUUCUCAAGAGAAGCUGUCCCACAGGGCCAGGCUGAAUCCUCCUGAACAUCACCCACAGUGCUCUCCGCUCCCACCGCCUUGCCCCACGCUGCUCUAAAACGGGCUGCUAAAGUACAUGCUCCCCUGCCCGCCUUCCCAGCUUUGCUCCUAAAGUCCAUCCUCAGAGCCACAGCCUCGUGUCCUGCCUAGAGACUGAGUGUGUCUUAUUCAUACACAUUCCCUCCUCCAUUCAUUCGUUCGUUCAUUCAUUCAUUCAUUCAAAAACCACUCUAAGAUGCCUGCUGUGAGUUUACUCAUUAGUGUGCAUAGCACCCACCCCUGGAGAAGCCUCUGACAGGGAGAGGUACGGCGAUCCUGUGAGACAUGCUCAGUUGAAUCGUGGCACUCCAGGUGUGCCUUCUGCCCUCAAUCUUCCCAGAAAUGGCCUUCCCAGCCUCGCAUCCUUUGUUUUUCACUAUUAUGGAAUCCGGGGGCGUGGAUGGCGGAGCCACCUGUGCCUGGGGAAUCCCACUUGGCAGUUGAGGAUCGUUGUUGUCAGUAUUAUUACCCUGAGGCACGUUCUGUUUAGGGGACUGUGCAUGUCCAUUUGUGUCAGCUGACUGCCUUUCCCAUCCAUGCACACCUACUGGCCUCGGCCAGUGCCAUGCUGAAGUGAGAUGCAGAUCCAGCUGAGGGUCUAGGCGUUGUGCAGGUUUACCCCGGGUGUAGGCGGCAGCCAUCAGACAUAAUCAGGCACUACAAGAGAGGCAGUGCAGCACACAAGCCGUUCUUCAAUCCCUUAAGCAGACACCCUGUACAGACACUACUGUAGCACCCGUUUUUAAACUCUCCCUUCCAACCCCCCAACCCUAGGUAGGAGAGAGAAGGUUAGAGGGGAGAGGGGGCACAGACCCCUUCUCUUCUCCCUGCUAUCACCAGCGGGUGAAGACCACACCCCACAGGAGGCAGUUAUCAGCUGUGGACAAACUAAAGCCCAAACCAAAAUCCUACACUUGGGAUUAAAAACAAAAACAUAUUUACAGAACAUGGUGAGUCUUUGAAGAAACCAAACUUUCAUUAUACACUGCCAUCUUCUGAUGAGGCUGCUGGGGUCUCUGCCGUGCAUUUCUUCUAACUCACUCAAAAGAACACAAUGCUGCUUCUAAACACUCACAGCCCUCAACCUCGGAGCUCACGCAGCCACCACCAUCAUAUUCACUUAGCCAGCCACAUCCCUGCCUCCCCUUCCUCCCUGCCAUAAGGUGUUCCUUUGUGUGAUGCUGGGGAGUGUCCUCAUAAGGGUUCGGACGGACCCUGCCGUGAACCUCUCACUGAGAUGCUUUCGAAGGUCCCAGCCUGGCCACCUGGAAUAUGGACAUUAGGAAGAAAUGAUAAUCAUUGCUGCUCAGUUCUCUUCCAGGAUAGGAAAGUUAGGCUCUUAUUUCACCCCCUAACAUAAGGAACCACCACCUACUAACAGCUUCACGGGCUACAGUGGAAUCCAGAAGACAGAAGGGUCCAGGCCCUCAGGAGCAGCCUAGUGCUGAUGGCCAGCUCUUCUCCACCCGGGAGGGACCCCACAGCCAGACCUCCUUACCUACACCUGUUUGGUGUGUGUUAGCAGAGGUACCGUCCACCACCCUCGCUAACUGGACGUACGACCUACUCUUCAGCACUUCCUUCUCUCUAUUUUAAGACGUUUCUCCAUCAGGUCCCGCAGAGAGGCUGCGGGGACCCUCGGGGACACACGCUUUUGGAGAAGGCAAGUUUGUAGAUCAGGCUUUGUCUGAUCUCUGCGCCACAGUACAGGGGUCUCCUGCUCAGGUGGUGAUCUAGUGACUCGUGUGGUUCCGGAGACUGUGGGGCUGACGUUGAACCAUAAACAUGGCCUUUGUGCUAGAUGAGGUUGAUAGGGUAUCUGGCAUUUGAGUCUUACCGACUGUAUAUCAUUCAUUCAUUGAGCCAGUGUUCACUGAACGCGCGACUGCCAUUGCACUAGGGCACGCCAUCCAUGACCUCAUGCUCCUGGGUCUUGUAUGGCAUCUGGCCCUGAGAGCUCACUGAAGGCUGGCUAGGAUCACCCCCAUCCCUUCCAUCCCAUUGUCAAGCCGCAUACCCUCCCGCACCCCAAGUGAAGGUCAUCGCGAAGAUGACGGUAAGGAAAGAGGUCUGGACCGCGAGCUGGGACUCCUGCCAAAGCGGCAGCACAUGCAGCCCUUAGCAGACGUCUGUCCUGGGUCCUCAGCGAGCAACUGGCGGCACAUCUGAACAAGAGCAAUAAGGACUUCAAGGCCGUUUAAGUCAGCAGUGUGGAGGGAGUCCUGCCAGCCUGCCAGCCUCUGUUCUCACACAUCUUCCAAAGGCCUGAGUCUACUUCCGACUCGCCAGUGGGCUCCAAAACUUCAAGGAGAGCAGACUGGACUGAGACCACCGUGUUGCAGAUCGUGCCAUGGCCGGCCAUGUCCCGUCCAUCUGUGUGACCCCCUGGGAAGAUUGUGUUGGCUCCCUUCCUCCCUUGGGAGAGGUGAAGUCGGCACAGACGGUUCUCCCGUGCUGCUGUCCUGCCGUCCACUGUUGACUGGCUUGGCAUCACAUCCUCCUGUCUGACUGAAGCACAGGCCCGCUGGCCUCCUUCCAGGUCUUUGAAGAAGGGCCAAAGCAAGGAUAUCGCUGUGUAGAAAGUGACACCCACAGACCUAAAGUCCCAGCAGACCCCAUGUCAGCAGUAUCCGUAACUCAAGUGUGCUUCACCUCCUGCCUGCAGAGUCCAGGGUCAUGGAAAAGGAGCAAGAAGGCUGCACCACAGGCCUGUCAGGCACCCGCCGUCACUGCCAGCCUCGGAGCUUUUGACCAUUCAAAGACAUGUUUCCUCCUAUGAACUAAGAGGAUGUUCAGGGAAGAAGAAAACAUGAGUUACCUGGGGACCCUUCUGAACAAAAUGGCUGUCUGUACUCUUUUUAAACAAACUUUGCAAACUUUUUAGUGUCAAAAUUGUAACCAAGUGUCUCCUGAUUCUUCCCGCUGUGUUUGGCAAGUGCUGUGACCCUGUUGUAGGUAUUUCUCCUCCUUCCUCUUUUGAGGGAGAAGUCAUUUUAGGGGUUGAUUUGGGGGAGCAGGUAUCUGUCCCGCCUCCUCUUUUGUUUCUCUGCUUGUUGAUACUGUCCGUGUGAAUCAGAGAACGGGGCAGUUACAUUGUGUCCAUUGUUGAGAAUAUUAAAAUAUUUAAAAAAAAAAAGUAGUUAUAGAUCUGAAAAUUCAGAGAGCUGUGUUUUAAAAGAUGCAAACCCAUAAAUAUCAUGUUAACCAAGGAAUUCAAGCUAUGGGCAGCCUAGCUCCUCCCCCUCCAGGUUGGUGAGGUGGUAGGCAGGCCAGCCCCCGGGAAACACUGACCACCCUGGAGUCAGGUGACUGUGGGAUCCAGAGACACCUGCUCAGUGGAGAAAUGAGAAUCUGGGGCUCAGAGACUCUCAGUUGUGUCAGGGUUUUCUCUACAUCCUCAGGACCUCUGGGUAGAGGUUUCAAAGUUGGUGACCCCAGAACCACCCUCACCCUCACAUUGGAUCAAGCCUCGUGUGCCUAGUGCUGUGUGGUAACCUGGGCUUGGGCCUGGAGCCCCUGCGUGCCGGGUCACAGGACCUCUUCCUGCCCACUUGGUGCUAUCUCAUCAUGACCAUCCAACAGGGCAGCCUGGUCUCCUGAAGCCUGUGGGCCAGGUGCCAAGGGCGGUCCUCAGAGCUCAGCUCUUUCUGGCUUCAGAUCAUAGAUUCUUCCCUUUGAAGCUUUUUAGACCCAAACCGACUGGCUCUGGAGAUGCCGGAGUCAGGGAAGGAAGUGGACCAGGCUUAGGCAAGGAGAUCCACCCCUGUGCCACAAUGAGCACCCCAGCCCAGCCCCCCUCCCCCGCCACACCAGUGUUACAUCCAUCCUUUCGGGCAUCCAGUCCCACCUGAGGCACAUGCCGACCACUGGCCAGCUGCCCCGCGCAGACUGUGCAUAGCAGGCCGUCCCAGGAUGGGGACCCGGACGUUCCUCAGUACCCCUCCCUCAGAAGAGGCAUGUUGCACUUUAGUGGGGAGCCCAGAACACUGGGCACUGGCUUCCUGUAGCUUGAGUCCCUGUAGGUAGCAGAGGUGGCAGCCCAACGGUCUGUGUGCUGCAGCCUCGGCUGCCAUCUUGAACUGUGCACCUGCGUGCAGCUACUAGAGUGGAAUUGCAGGCCUGAUGAUGACAUUGCAAAGACGUUGUGUUCUGUUCAACCCUGCCUUGGUAAUUAUUGUAAACACUUUGUUCAAUUUUUUUUUCUUUUUUUUAUUCACAAACUAAAUCCAUCAGGAAAUUAUAAACUUAUUUAAAAACUG
Meriones unguiculatus (Mongolian gerbil) is the source of this 8726-nucleotide messenger RNA. It is a transcript of the gene Erc1, whose product is annotated as ELKS/RAB6-interacting/CAST family member 1. Gene Ontology annotation, cellular component: cytoskeleton of presynaptic active zone. The transcript has 19 exons. Gene Ontology annotation, molecular function: structural constituent of presynaptic active zone. The coding region runs from base 372 to 3731 and encodes 1119 amino acids. Gene Ontology annotation, biological process: neuromuscular synaptic transmission; regulation of synaptic plasticity; maintenance of presynaptic active zone structure. Lineage: Eukaryota; Metazoa; Chordata; Mammalia; Rodentia; Muridae. The record is from RefSeq and is a predicted model, not a curated record.